Messenger RNA from Rubroshorea leprosula, 1160 nucleotides. The record is from the annotation of a GenBank genome assembly. NCBI's taxonomy places the organism in Eukaryota, Viridiplantae, Streptophyta, Magnoliopsida, Malvales, Dipterocarpaceae.
AUCAGAUUGUUAGAUUUUCCCCAUCCCCACACAAAAAGUCACUGCGAAAAAAAUACCCGACGCCACCGUCUUUCUCCGUCGUGACGCCAUGACCAGCUCCUCCGCUCCUUCACGCAAGACUUUAAGCAAGAUCGCUUGCAAUAGACUCCAGAAAGAGCUUGUGGAGUGGCAAGUGAAUCCGCCGGCGGGAUUCAAGCACAAAGACACUGAUAAUCUCCAAAGAUGGAUAAUUGAAGUGAACGGAGCUCCGGGGACACUGUAUGCGAAUGAAACAUAUCAACUGCAGGUUGAUUUUCCGGAGCAUUACCCUAUGGAGGCCCCGCAGGUGAUCUUUCUCUCGCCAGCUCCCCUGCAUCCUCACAUUUAUAGCAAUGGACAUAUUUGUUUGGGUAUUAUCUAGCCUUUCAAUUAACUAAUUUUUUCAAUUCCCUCACUUAAAACAUGUCUCCAUUUGUGAUAAAAUUGACACAAUAAUCUGUAUUUAUUUUCAUUGUUGCUGAUAAUAGUAAUCUUUCUACAACUAACACUUUACUUUAAAUCCUCGUUGUUGUUGUUUUAAAUAAUUAAUCCUUGUGAAUGAAAGAAAUUGUGUUACAAACUCAUGUUACACAUGUUCUAGUACUGUUUGACGGUUGGCAAUUUGGUGCGAAUUAAUGGCGGGAGCUAGUUUGGAGUGAUGGCUUUGUUGUGUCCUUGUUGUUGUCUUCUACUUUAUCAAAAAUGAUUUCUGUGGGCAGUAAAGCUUAGGUGACCAAACACACUGCUUGUAAAAUUGCAAGGGUUCAUGUGUUCUCUCUUGACAUUCAUGAUCAUUCUUUUAAGGCAUUUGGUUCGGUGUUUCCAUCAUUUGUUGUGAGCAAUCUUUUUUACAAAGCAAUAUGGUUGUCUAUUUCUAUAGAAGUUUUACAGUCUGCCAACAGAUUAUUUUAAGAUACCAGUACACUGCAGAGUCGAAGGUUCUCUGUGGCACCUUGCUUGAAUGUGACAUUUCUUUGUGGUGGUGCCUCAAAUGCCUCAUGUGAUCUAUCUAGCAAUUCCAUAACAUCAACAGUUACAUAUUAUCAUUACUGUGGAACUUUUUGUUGCUGUGGGUUGUCAUGUUCAUUCCUUCUUCUGCUUAGAUCGUCAAGAUAACAGGGUGCAGGUAUAAUUUGUAUAUU